Messenger RNA from Penicillium canariense, 1758 nucleotides. RefSeq names its product fungal specific transcription factor domain-containing protein. Bases 1 to 1758 code for a protein of 585 amino acids. Lineage: Eukaryota; Fungi; Ascomycota; Eurotiomycetes; Eurotiales; Aspergillaceae. The record is from RefSeq and is a predicted model, not a curated record. Gene Ontology annotation, biological process: DNA-templated transcription. The transcript is spliced from 2 exons. Gene Ontology annotation, molecular function: zinc ion binding; DNA binding.
AUGAAAGAACGGACGGCCCUCGCACGCCAGCCUGCUCGGGGGAUGACCCAGAAGCCGGGGGUGCUGUCUACGAUCCCACUGGACAACCUGGUAGCCGAAGUACAUCGGCUGCUGGGGCCGACGUGGGCGCUGCCUCCUUACAAUAACCUCUUACCACCUUACCUAAAUGGGCUAUCCUCACGGCUCGAAAAGGAAGAUCUUGACUUUCUAGUACGAAAGGGUGCUUUAGACCUCCCCGAGCCUGAAUUUGCGCGAGAGAUCUUCAGAGCGUAUAUCCGGCACAUUCAUCCACAUAUCCCGUUUUUGGAUCUGGAUAGCUUCUCGAGAGCUAUUUUUGACAAUGAACAGGGUAUCCAAGGCUAUAUCAGCUUGCUGCUUUUUCAAGCUGUUAUGUUUGCGGGCGCGAUCUUCGUGGACCUGAAAUUCCUCUAUGCUGCCGGGUAUCUCUCUCGGAGACAUGCACUAGACACGCUAUUCCAACGAGCACGGUUGCUGUAUGAUUUCGAUGUGGAAGACGACAAUCUGUUUGUGAUCCAAAGCCUUCUUCUCAUGACCUAUUGGUACGAGAACCCCGACAGACACAAAGAUGGUCGACACUGGAUCACUGUAUGCGUAUCGCUUGCAUGCAAGACUGGACUUCACCUUGAUCAUAUAGACACUCACAGGCCGUCCCACAAGUUUCGGAAUAUGCUUUGGUGGAGUGCCUUUACCCGGGACAGACUGAUUGCCUUGGGUUUGCAGCAGCCACCAGUGAUCAAGGAUGAAGUCCAUUCGUCGAUCCCGAUGCUCGAAAUUGAUGACUUGGACAUAACCAGGCAAAGAUACGCCUCUGCUUGUUAUGGCUGUCAUGAGAGACACCUAGCACGUAUUUUUGUCGAAAAGAUCAAGCUCUGCCGAUGCAUCAAAGAGGAUAUGUUUUCGUGGGAUUGCCAACCGAUACACCCUCCCGUCGGCGCGAGGCGAGCGCGAAGGGCAAGUCUAUGGAUGUCGAAGCUGGAACUCGACGAUUGGCUUCAGGAUCUGCCCGAAACCAUAUCAUUUCAUCCAAGGCCAUUCGUACCGGCUCAUAAGGCGGACUUGAUUUUCCACUCUCAUUGCGCCUGGCUCAAAAUGGUAUACUUGGAAAUAUACAGCACGCUUCAUCGCCAGCUUGACUUUCUAUCCGACAAGUAUAGCCCACGUCAGCCGCUAUCUCUUGAUGCCCCAGAGUGUCCAGUUCUUCGGGGCGCUGUUGAAGUCACUGUGAUCCUGCAGGAUCUUUACCACAAACACCUGAUCUACUACCUCCCUACAACAAGCGUGCCCAUGAUUCUACGCGCCGGCAUUGUUCAUAUUCAAGAUAUGUCUUCUGGAGACCCCACCGUCGGCCUGGCCAGCUUCCGAAGGCUGUCGCAGUGCAUCCUUGCGCUUCAGCAACUAGGCCGGAGGUACGGCUCGGCCUGUUUCCUGGCCACGUGGCUGGGCGCUCCCAGCGGGUCUUCGGUCACCACUUGCUCCCCCGAGGAGAUUCUGGCUCAUGUUGAUAUCGAGUCGCUGGACCAGCUCACUCUCAGUUACCCAGAUUCUGCAGUAUCCACAAUACUCAAGAUCCGGGAGCCGUACGACGUGGAUAUUAUAUCGGGAUUAAAGUCUCGGAAAGAAAAGAGAGUCAUAGAAUCGAGGUGUGCAUUCAGGCAAUCUGCCUCUUUUGAAGGUGUUGAAAGUGUCUCUAUCACGAACACUUCCUCUGAAGCCAGUAGUGUGGCGCCUGUCGAGUAG